Molecule: messenger RNA, 1394 nt
Organism: Arvicanthis niloticus (Nile rat)
Lineage: Eukaryota; Metazoa; Chordata; Mammalia; Rodentia; Muridae
Product: intercellular adhesion molecule 1-like
Biological process (GO): cell-cell adhesion
Cellular component (GO): plasma membrane
Molecular function (GO): integrin binding
Source: RefSeq, a predicted model, not a curated record
GGCCCCAAGCACUGAGGAGAAGUCGUCAGUGAGGCAAGAGGGACAAGCAGACCACUCUAACUCACCUUUGGACUUUCUCCCAAGAAUGAAAAUGCUUCUGUUGGGUAUCUGGAUGCUGCUGGCCUUGAUCCCUUAUCCAGGGACCACAGAAGAGCUGUUUCAGGUGUCUGUUCAUCCAGAUCAGGCCCUGGUAGAGUUUGGACACUCCCUGACCGUCAACUGCAGUACCACCUGCCCAGACCCUGGGCCCAGUGGAAUCGAGACAUUCUUCAAGAAAACGCAGCUAAGCAAAGGGUCCCAGUGGAAGGAGUUUCUCCUGGAGGACAUCACUGAGAACUCUGUGCUGCAAUGCUUCUUCUCUUGUGCAGGGGUGCAGAAGGACACAGCGCUUGACAUCAUCAUGUACCAGCCACCAGAGCAGGUGAUCGUGGACCUGCAGCCUGAGUGGGUGGCCGUGGAUGAAGCCUUCACAGUGAAGUGUCACGUGCCUAGUGUGGCACCCCUGCAGAGCCUUACCCUCAUCCUCCUCCAGGGUGACCAAGAACUGCACAGAAAAGACUUCCUGAGUUUAUCUUUGAUAUCCCAAAGAGCUGAGGUCACUGUCAGUGUCACAGCCCACCGGGAGAAUGACAGGCACAAUUUCUCCUGCCGAGCAGAACUGGAUCUGAGCCCACAAGGUGGGGGGCUGUUUCAUGGUAGCUCAGCCACCAAGCAACUCCGGAUCUUUGAAUUCUCUCAGCAUCCCCAGAUCGGGGUGCGUUCACUGCUGGAAGUUGGGAUGGCUGAGACUGUGAGCUGUGAGGUAACAAGGGUGUUUCCAGCUCAGGAAGCUGUCUUCCGAAUGUUCCUGGAAGACCAGGAGCUGAGCCCUUUCUCCUCCUGGAAGGAAGAUGUAGCGUGGGCCAGUGCCAACAUUUGGGCCAUGGAGACGGGUAACCAGGAGCUGACCUGCCUUGUGUCUCUGGGUCCCGUGGAGCAGAAAGCAAGGAAACCAGUGUAUGUCUACAGUUUCCCUCCACCCAUCCUGGAGAUAGAAGAUGCUUAUCCUCUGGCAGGGACAGACGUUAAUGUGACCUGCUUAGGUCAUGAGUUAACAUCACCUAGCCCUACUCUUCGACUCCAGGGAUUCCUACACCUCUCUGCUCCCGGGGAGCCUAUCUGGCUUCUGUUUACUGCCAGGGAGGAAGAUGAUGGCCGGACUCUCUCCUGUGAGGCCUCUUUGGAGGUACAGGGCCAGCGAUUGGUCAAAACCACUGAGAUCCAGCUUCAUGUCUUAUGUGAGUAGAGGCCCUGUCCCCCUGGACAAAGUCGAGAUACUUAGUUUCCUUUCCAGAGUUGCUGACUAGCAGCUUUGUUAGUAGAGGGGCCACACUUUUCUAGUUGGGAAAACCCAG